UGGGCCCCGCCUCCGCCCCAGUUCCUGUUUCGGCCCACCGGGCUCCCGCAGACUUCCUACUCCGCGAGGGCCACCGCCUCCAGGCCGACCACUUACCUGCACACCCGCCCACGGGGCAUGGGGCCUCCCCCCGGCCUGCGCCGGCCCUCCUUCGGGGGUCCUCUAAGCCACUCGGCCCCACCGUAGCCACCCUGCCUGCCCGAAGCCCCGGCCCCCAGGAUGAAGGGCAGCGAGGGGGACGCGGGUGAGCAGGCCCCGCUGAACCCCGAGGCGGACACCCCCGCCGGCUCGGCCACGUACCGCGACUUCGUGCAUCGCGGCUACCUGGACCUCAUGGGGGCCAGCCAGCACUCCCUGCGGGCGCUCAGCUGGCGCCGCCUCUACCUCAGCCGGGCCAAGCUCAAGGCCUCCAGCCGCACGUCCGCCCUGCUGUCAGGUUUCGCCAUGGUGGCCAUGGUGGAGGUCCAGCUGGAGAGGAACCACGAAUACCCGCCAGGCCUGCUGGUGGCCUUCAGCGCCUGCACCACCGUGCUGGUGGCCGUGCACCUGUUCGCGCUUAUGGUCUCCACGUGCCUGCUGCCCCACAUUGAAGCUGUUAGCAACAUCCACAACCUCAACUCCGUGCACCAGUCCCCCCACCAGCGGCUCCACCGCUACGUGGAGCUGGCCUGGGGCUUCUCCACGGCCUUGGGCACCUUCCUCUUCCUCGCGGAAGUAGUCCUGGUCGGCUGGGUCAAGUUUGUGCCCAUUGGGGCCCCUGCCUUAGGUACGCCAGCCCCCCAGGCCCCAGAGACUCAGCUGCCCUUGGCCACCUCCCUCAGCCCGGCGGCCGGGCCUUCACCCACCUCCGCCCCCUCGGGGGCUCCACCGUCGGAGGCCUGCCCACCCCGGCUGCUGUGUGGCUCCGUGGCAGCCCAUGGGCCCGGCUGGCAAGCGGCCAUGGCCUCCACGGCCAUCAUGGUCCCUGUGGGGCUGGUGUUCGUGGCCUUUGCUCUGCAUUUCUACCGCUCCCUGGUGGCUCACAAGACCGACCGCCACAAGCAGGAACUGGAGGAGCUGAGCCGCCUGCAGGGGGAGCUGCAGGCCGUGUGAGGCCGCGCUCUGUGCCUGGGGGUCGGGGAGCCCCGCCUGCCCCCCUCCCCCCAGGGCCCAGGGUUGCCUGGGCUGGGCUCCUCUGUUCCUUCCAGAUCGCUGGAUUUGGGAAGUUGCACUCUGCACACCCGGACUGUGAAGGGGAGGGGUGGUGGGAGGUCCAGCUCGGGUUCAAGUCCAAGCUCAGAUCCAGAAGGGCAGCGGGGAGGCCCGGGAGAGACCUUGGCAGCCUGGCUGAAAGGGAUGGGGCAGUCUGGAAGGAGGCAGCCAAGACUUGCUUCAUUCUCACACAUCUACUUGAUGAUUGGCAUUUGGGGAUGGCUCCCCCCGCCCCAUUGAUGGACUCCACACUCUUUUGCUUUCUUUCCUCCACAGAGGGAUGGGGUGUUGCCACCCCUGGCGCUGGGGGAGGGUUAAUGCACGCCCCACUAGCUUGGGCUCCACACUUCCAUUUCUGUAUCUGGUUCUCACUGUUGGGGGGCAGAGCUUGGGUCUUUGGAAGCUGGGUCUGCUCAUCCCACCUGACUCCCCUAGCCUGCUUUAGAAUGAGCUGGUGUUUUUUUUUUUUUUUUUUUUUUUUUAAGGGAGAAAGUCGCCCCCAGAGCCCUGGGAUAAUAGAGCUGUCUGACACUGAAGUUUUGAUGCACCUUCUUUUGUAUGAUAAAAAUGUUUCACAGA
Erinaceus europaeus (western European hedgehog) is the source of this 1770-nucleotide messenger RNA. RefSeq names its product ORAI calcium release-activated calcium modulator 3 (gene ORAI3). The transcript has 2 exons. Gene Ontology annotation, molecular function: store-operated calcium channel activity. The record is from RefSeq and is a predicted model, not a curated record. NCBI's taxonomy places the organism in Eukaryota, Metazoa, Chordata, Mammalia, Eulipotyphla, Erinaceidae. The coding region runs from base 220 to 1092 and encodes 290 amino acids. Gene Ontology annotation, biological process: store-operated calcium entry. Gene Ontology annotation, cellular component: membrane.